This is a messenger RNA of Spea bombifrons (plains spadefoot toad), 858 nucleotides long. RefSeq lists its product as uncharacterized. Lineage: Eukaryota; Metazoa; Chordata; Amphibia; Anura; Pelobatidae. The record is from RefSeq and is a predicted model, not a curated record. The transcript has 5 exons. The coding region runs from base 53 to 850 and encodes 265 amino acids.
AUCUCCACAAUCUGUAAAAAGCCCUUUGUCUUACCGUACACCAUAACUGGAAAUGCCUGUUAUCUUACCACAGUUACCUAAAUCUAUGUUUACCAGCUAUGAUCCAAAAUAUACACCGGGCUAUACAAGUUUUGUUCCCAAACUUCGAAGUGAUAUUGGUAAAGUUUAUGGGAAUGCCAACUUAAGGUUCCUAGACCAUGAGCCUGGCCUGCGAAGAACACAAAGGGUAUCAUUCAUGGAAUGGGAUAAUCAACACGGUCCUUCACGCUCAGCACACCUUGACAGGAGAGUGUUCGACCAUCAUUCAAAAAUGACAGUACAGGGGCAUGAGAAAAACUGGAAUAAUCAAAAUGGAUAUUUUCAUCAGGGAGAUACAAAGUAUCCAUUUACCCAAAUGAGACAUACACACGAUGGAGACCCACGGACAUCAUCAGUAAUCUAUACAGUGGAGCAAAUAAAACAUGACUUAAACAAGCCUAUGGAAUGGAUGCCAUCAGAACCUGACAGAUAUGGAUCAUUGAGACAUGAACAGGAUAGUAUGAAAUAUCCGUCAUCAUGCCAUGAGAGAUCUGAACAGAUUUAUCCUUCCUCAAACCUUCUUCCUACUGGAAAUGUAAAAAUGAAAGAAAUCAAUGACAGAGAGCCUGCAAAAAACAUCUGCAAAACAAAUGAUUAUAUUCAGAAAAGACAAGGGAAAUUAAUUUAUAGAACGGAUGGUGGUCUCAUGCCUAAUUACUCAGGAUAUACACCUGGGCAGAUGUUUGCUUUCGGGAAGACUUGGGGCCGAAGCAGCAGAAAUGCCAUAGAGAAAGUGCAUGGACAGCCUUUCCUUUGGACAUCUCUUCUUUAGUUCUUUUU